AUGCUUGCAAGAGCACUGAAUCGAAGUGAACAGUGUCAAAGUCAAAUACUUAUUCUUGAUGAACCUGAUCGAGGUUUACCAAGUGAAACAACAUUUCGUAUCAUGUCGAAUAUUGUUCGAUGGUUUAAAUCAAAAGGAAUUCUGUUUCUAACUUUGCACAAUGAUCGUGUUCGAGAGCGAUUAUUUGUCAAUCAUUUAUUACAUAUUGAUCAUGGAUAUAUUCGAUCGUGUUCAAAGAGAUUCAUCUAUUUGAUUACGUACUCUCGAACUAAUUAA
Messenger RNA from Rotaria sordida, 276 nucleotides. The record is from the annotation of a GenBank genome assembly. NCBI's taxonomy places the organism in Eukaryota, Metazoa, Rotifera, Eurotatoria, Philodinida, Philodinidae.